Rhineura floridana is the source of this 1287-nucleotide messenger RNA. RefSeq names its product high mobility group box 2 (gene HMGB2). Gene Ontology annotation, molecular function: DNA binding, bending. The record is from RefSeq and is a predicted model, not a curated record. Lineage: Eukaryota; Metazoa; Chordata; Lepidosauria; Squamata; Rhineuridae. Gene Ontology annotation, biological process: regulation of transcription by RNA polymerase II. Bases 297 to 929 code for a protein of 210 amino acids. The transcript has 5 exons.
UUAGCCAAUCGAGUACUUAAAGAAGCAUGGGGGUGCGGCUUUUCGAGGUUCAAAUCAACCUGCCAACCAACCAGAAAGCUUAGAGGGUGGGCCUUACGAAGAGGUUUGCGGGUCAAGUUACUGUGGCGGGUAGGACUGUGGAAAACAAGAGGCUAUCAAGUGCGUUGGAAACGACCCGUUCUACUGCGGUGAACGAAGGAGGUGAUCCGUGAGGGUUUUUUUGACAUCCUCCCUCGGCGUCGUUAACGGUUGCGGCUUCUCUUCCUCAAGGGCUACCAGGGACGGUUGCCAUAGCCAUGGGCAAAGGCGACCCCAAUAAGCCUCGGGGCAAAAUGUCCUCGUACGCUUAUUUCGUGCAGACGUGCCGCGAAGAGCACAAGAAAAAGCACCCUGAGUCUUCGGUCAACUUUGCUGAGUUCUCCAAGAAAUGUUCUGAGCGAUGGCGGACAAUGUCUGCAAAAGAAAAGGGCAAGUUUGAAGACAUGGCAAAAGGUGACAAAGCUCGUUAUGAAAGGGAGAUGAAAAACUAUAUUCCUCCUAAAGGGGAGAAGAAGAAAAAGGAUCCCAAUGCCCCCAAAAGGCCACCAUCUGCUUUCUUCCUGUUUUGUUCUGAGCAUCGUCCAAAGAUAAAAAGUGAACACCCUGGCUUGUCUAUUGGGAAUACAGCAAAAAAACUAGGUGAAAUGUGGUCUGAGCAAACAGCUAAAGACAAACAACCCUUUGAGCAGAAGGCAGCAAAGCUAAAGGAGAAAUAUGAAAAGGAUGUUGCAGCAUACCGUGCCAAGGGUAAGAGUGAUGCAGGAAAGAAAGGUCCAGGUAGGCCAGCAGGCUCCAAGAAGAAGGCAGAACCUGAGGAAGAGGAGGAGGAGGAGGAAGAUGAAGAGGAGGAAGAUGAUGAAGAAGAGGAGGAGGAGGAAGAUGAAGAGUGAAGUUAUAACCUGCUGUAAAGAUUUUGUGCUCAAAAAGUCCAUGAUUUUGCUAAGAAUGUGAAGUGCAGCUCAUUGUUAGCUUCAGUAUAAAAACUGUACAGAAUUGUGUAUAGGUGAUGUGAUUCUCUGUAGGGAAACCUGUAUUCUAAUGUAAGUAGUAGCUAAAGGCCGCUACUGUUAGAUUUUGAAAGCUGAUAUUGUCCAAUGUUCAGGCAUAUUUAAUGGUUCUUUGAAAUUCAGUGACUGCUUGAUUUUGAGCAAAGUAAGAAAAGGUAGUAAAAUUGGUAGUAACCUUGUCUUGCAUACUAUUGCAUUGUAUUACUUUUUUAACAAUUUUGUAAUAAAAUGAUGUACAUUA